AUCUUUAUCUUCGUACUACACCGCUUUUCAAACGUCCAGGGCAGAGUGCUCGAAUUUCCUGGGUUAAAAAGUAAGCUAAGAGCGUUCUGUUACCAUGGGAACGGAUGAAGCCCAGACCAGCGCACAGCAAUAGAGGAUAGUCUACAAAAACCCUACAACAAUUUCCAGGUCCCUCCCUCCCAUCCUCCAGGAGCCGACCUCAACCCAGCUGAAGACUACAAAAAGAUGAGGAGGAUCAUUGCUGAAGAUCCAGACUGGUCCCUGGCUAUAGUGCCUUGUUUAUCAAACCUCUGUCUGCAAAGCAUCGUGAGAAACUUUGAGGAAAAGCCCAUAUUUGAAGAACUUACACCCAUCCAGAAAGACUUUGUGCAGGAGAGACUGUCUACUUCCCUGCACCUGCACGUGACAGCCAACUUGAUCAGCGAUGGUGUCUAUUGGAAGCGGUGCUGCGAGCAGCGGUGGGACCUUUGUGACGUCUCACAUUAUGGCCACAGCUGGAAACGAAUGUUCUUUGAGAGGCACAUGGAGAACAUUAUUGAGCUUUUUAUCCCAGCUGUAACAGAGCCAAAGACAGUUCUGGCGAUGGUACCUCAUUGUAAGAACUAUGUCAAGAGGCUGGACAUCUCCCAACUACUGCCGCCUGUCAAGGAGCCCCAGGAGGAGGAAGAGGAAUAUGGCUCAGAGUUGACAAGUGACAACGAGUAUGACAGGCCGUCUAUGGACCACUUUGACUUUAACAUCCUGCUCGACAAGCUGAUAAACCUGGAAGAGCUCCAUUUGGUGUACAGGGUCAAACAAUGUGGUAUGAACUUUGAAUGGAAGAUGUUUGAGAUGACUGACAGAGAUUGUGAGUCCCUCGCCAAGGCCCUCAAGUCCUGUAAGACUUUGAAGCUUCUAAGGCUCCAUCAAAGCCACGUUGAGGAUAAAAAGUGCCGGCUGCUGGUGAAAUUCCUUUUGGACCACCCGUCCCUGAGGGAGCUCGACUUUUCUCACAACCUGAUCGGAGACAAAGGAGCCAGAGCUAUCGGCAAACUGCUCACCAGGAGUAAACUGGAGACCCUGAACAUGUGUGACAACAAUAUUAGAGGGCCGGGAGCCAAAGCUAUAGCUCAUGCCUUGUCCAAGAACUCCACUCUUUUGUCCCUCAACCUGCGUCUCAACCGUUUGAGAGAUGAAGGGGGUCAGGCUAUCGGCAAGGCCUUGCUGAACAACAACACCCUACUUAACCUGCACCUGGGAGGCAAUGAGGUGACGGGGCCUACUGCCAUUGCACUGUCUAAAGUGCUAGUUCAGAAUAACACCUUGAAGAGCAUCAAUCUUUCCUGCAACAACCUGGGUGUGGAUGGAGGUAAAGUUCUGGAGGAGGCGAUGUCUCACAACACCAGCGUAACAGAAUGUGAUAUUCGUCUGACGGAGGUUGAUGAGCAGAGCGUUUUACACAUUAACCAGGUGGUUUGGACCAACCAGAGUUUAGACCAAAAGAGACAUGCUCAAGAGAGGAAAACCAAGUAGACAUAAAGUAAACAGCUCCUUUUGGUAAUACAAACCCUUCUUUAUUAGUCAUUAAUUCUUGCCCCCCCUCCCACCUUCUUUUAGCCAUGUUGCACGGCCAAUAUAUGCCAACACUGCAUCUCAAACUAAAGUAGCUGAUUUUUGACAAAAUUUUAAUAACACAAAAAAACACAAAAGUCCUAUUGUUCAUAGUAAGUGUUGCUGUAAGAGGAAAAUCUACCCCUGGAUACUUACCAUUUGUCAUUUUUGUGCUCUUUUUGAUAUUAGUUGGUGUAUAUUUCUGAUGUUCACAGGUAAUUGGCAAAAUGUAAAUGAUGUGAUUUCACACCAGGAUGUGUUUUAGGAACUAUCUAGUCCCUUGUUGCCACUUAAACAUUUUAUAACUAUACUUAACCAUAACUUUAAACAAAACAACAUGUGUAAAAACUACAAGCACAAAAAACAGUGUCUCAUCAGCAUAUUUGUCGCAUGUUAAGACACAGACCGCAUAUCCAGUUUACCAUUCGCAAAGCAUCACAUACUGACAUGUUUUUGGGAUGUGGCAACAAUCGUCAUAAUGUAAUUUUUGACACAUAUUUUAGUGAGCAUUUCAGUUUAUUGAGGAGCCUUUUUUUCAUUUUGAUGCACAGAUUUGGUAUUCAGUCCUUAUGUAACAUCAAGGCAACGUUGUGGUAGUGUUGGAAUACAUACAGACUUUUCUUCUACCUAUUAUCUACUGGCUAAUAGUAUAGUAGUAAAACCUUUGCUAGGCAGCAACAAAGCAUCUUUAGUGUGAUUAAUAUCAUGUUUUCCCAGUUUUUAAUCUUGCAAAAUGUUGUUUUCUAGACACAUAUGAAGAGAGGCAAAGCUAUUCUGUAAUUUGAUGGUGGACUAGUACAUAGAGCAAUCUACAUAUGAUAGAAUACUUAUAUUCUUUAGAUCAGUAAUCACUCAACCCUUUUCCUUAAAAAGAUGUGUUUGUGUUUA
Siniperca chuatsi (mandarin fish) is the source of this 2478-nucleotide messenger RNA. RefSeq names its product t-complex-associated-testis-expressed 1 (gene drc5). The record is from RefSeq and is a predicted model, not a curated record. Gene Ontology annotation, molecular function: protein binding. The coding region runs from base 226 to 1512 and encodes 428 amino acids. NCBI's taxonomy places the organism in Eukaryota, Metazoa, Chordata, Actinopteri, Centrarchiformes, Sinipercidae. The transcript has 5 exons.